AUGAGCGACUCACGACGCGGUCGCGGACGCCGUCAGGGUCCCUGGCGCCACCACAAGAAAGGCCCGUCCAAGAACGACGGCCCGGCGGCCAACCUCCACGAUGAUGCCUUCGACGCCUCCCCUUCGCCGCAAAUCGGCACUCCCAGAGUCGCCACUCCGCCGCUCACCGAGCCCGUCCCUAUGGACACUCCCAGGUUCGCCGACCUCGCCGGCCAGAACCUGGUCCACCCCACCGUCAUCCAGACCAUCACCGAUGAUCUCAAGUUCGACCACAUGAUGCCCGUACAGGCCGCAACCCUCCACGAGCUGCUCCCGCCCAAGCGCAGCGACUGCCUCGUACAGGCCAAGACCGGGACCGGCAAGACGGUCGCCUUCCUGCUCCCCGCCAUCCAGACCAUCCUGAGCCAGAAACGCACCCGCAAGUCCGGCAUCUCGCUGCUGGUCAUCGCGCCCACGCGGGAGCUGGCCAUGCAGAUCGCCAAGGAGGCCCGCGCUCUGCUGCAGAGGAUCCCCUCCUGCAGAGUCUGCAUCGCCAUCGGCGGGACGAACAAGAACAAGGAGGAAAAUCAGAUUCUGGCGGGGUGCGACAUCCUGGUCGCUACCCCGGGCCGCUUGUACGACCACAUGUCCAACGAGAUGAUCAAGGACAUGUUCUCCAGCCUCGAUACCCUCGUUCUCGACGAGGCCGACCGGCUGCUGGACAUGGGCUUCCUGAACGAGCUCAAGAAGAUCAUCUCCUGCCUGCCGGACAAGCGCGAGACCAACCGCCAGGGCAUGCUGUUCUCGGCCACCGUCCCGCCCCACGUCCGGCAGGUCGCCGCCCUGGCGCUGUCGCCCGGCUACAGCUUCAUCUCGACCAUCCCGGAGGGCGAGGUCAACACCCACCAGCGCGUGCCGCAGCACCUCGUCAAGGUGCCCACCUUCGCCGCGGUCGCGCCCGCCAUGGUCGCGGCGGUCAAGGAGGAGAUGGGCGUCGUCGGCCACGCCGCCUUCAAGGCCAUCGUGUUCGCCCCGACGGCCGCGGCCGCCGACUUCUACAGCCACGUCCUGUCGAGCCUCGCCGCCGGCCUCGGCCUGCCGCCCGUGUCCACGCUGCACGCGCGCAUCUCGCAGAACACGCGCACGCGCGUGACCAACGCCUACCGCGACGCCGCCAACGGCAUCCUCGUCGCCACCGACGUCGUCGCCCGCGGCAUGGACUUCCCCGGCGUCACGACCGUCUUCCAGGUCGGCAUCCCCGCCGACAAGGAGUCGUACAUCCACCGCCUCGGCCGCACGGCCCGCGCCGGCGCCGAGGGCCGCGGCAUCCUCAUCGUGAGCGAGGCCGAGGACUUCUUCCCGCGCUGGACCCUCAAGGAGAUCUCCUUUGUCGCCCGCGACGUCGACACUUCUGCGACCGCCGCCGCCGCCGUCGAGGACAUCGCCGCCCGGAUGGACGACGCGCAGAGGGCCAAGAUCUACCAGGCCUGGCUGGGCUACUACAACAACUACCUCAAGCCGCUCAGGUGGGACAAGGAGUACCUCGUCGCCCAGGCCAACAUCUACGCGCGAGACGCCCUCGGCGCGGCCGAGACGCCGUCGCUCCAGAAGAGCACCGUGGGCAAGAUGGGGCUGCGGGGCGUCCGGGGCCUGGUCGUCGUGCCCGACGCGCCCCGGGCCCACCGCGGGCAGGGAGGCGGCGGCGAGGGACGCAGUGCCGGCAGCGGCGGGCGCGGCAGGCGUGGCGGUGGACGAGGCGGGAGGUAA
Thyridium curvatum is the source of this 1746-nucleotide messenger RNA. RefSeq lists its product as uncharacterized. Lineage: Eukaryota; Fungi; Ascomycota; Sordariomycetes; Thyridiales; Thyridiaceae. Gene Ontology annotation, cellular component: mitochondrion. The record is from RefSeq and is a predicted model, not a curated record. Gene Ontology annotation, molecular function: ATP binding; nucleic acid binding. The transcript has a single exon. Bases 1 to 1746 code for a protein of 581 amino acids.